CUGAAGACAGGCAAUUUUGCCGAAACCCUUACCCCACAGCUUGCCAGUCUCCACGGAAGAAAGGGUCUAACUGGACUGGACUGUAGAAUGAGGCGACCCAAAAGACAGGAGCCAUCUGCCCAGAGCAGACAAGUAGAGGCAGAAGCAUCAGAUGGUGAAGGAAGAGGAGACACAGAAAUGAUGCAGCAGGAGACAGCUCCAGUUCCUGACCUGUCAAAGGAAACCAAACAGCCUAAAGAAUGUUUCUUGAUGCAACCAAAGGAAACAAAAGAGGAUGCCACCAAGACCAGGAAAAGGAGAAAGAAGAAAAUUACUGAUGUUCUUGCAAAAUCAGAGCCCAAACCAGGGACACCUGAAGACCUACAGAAGCUGACAAAGGACUAUUACAGCAGCAAUCGCUCAGUGAUUGAAUUAGAAGAACUGAACCUACCAGACUCCUGUUUCCUGAAGGCUAACGAUUUGACUCACAGUCUUUCAUCAUACCUAAAAGAAAUCUGUCCUAAGUGGGUAAAACUUUGGAAAAAGCACAAUGAGAAGAAAUCAGUCCUGAUGCUGAUCAUCUGUAGCUCUGCCGUCCGCGCCCUGGAGCUCAUUAGGUCGAUGACAGCAUUCAGAGGAGACAGCAAAGUUAUGAAGUUAUUUGCAAAACACAUAAAGGUCCAGGAGCAGGUAAAGUUGCUGGAGAAGCAUGUGGUGCACCUGGGUGUAGGAACACCAGGGAGAAUUAAAGAGCUUGUUAAACAAGGUGGCCUUAAUUUGAACCCCUUAAAGUUUCUGGUGUUCGACUGGAACUGGAGAGAUCAGAAGUUGAGGAAAAUGAUGGACAUUCCCGAGAUAAGAAAGGAUGUUUUUGAACUUCUGGAAAUGGAAGUACUCAAUCUAUGCAAGUCAGAAUCUUUGAAGCUGGGCCUUUUCUAAGUCUGGAUCCUAACGAAGAUUCUAGUUUUCACAGUGGAAUUUGCAUCUUAUUUAAUGACUCUGGCACAUUGCAAGUGCUCAGUAAAUAUCAGCCAUUAUUUUAUGUUAACUGCAUCACCAGCUGGAUCACAGGGAAUAUUUGAUGGGGAUUCUUUGACAGAAAUAAAUCUGUUCUUUUG
Molecule: messenger RNA, 1097 nt
Organism: Cynocephalus volans (Philippine flying lemur)
Lineage: Eukaryota; Metazoa; Chordata; Mammalia; Dermoptera; Cynocephalidae
Gene: CMSS1
Product: cms1 ribosomal small subunit homolog
Exons: 10
Coding region: 88-918 (276 amino acids)
Cellular component (GO): 90S preribosome; nucleus
Source: RefSeq, a predicted model, not a curated record